AUGACAAACCUCAUGGAUCCACACUCUACUGAGAUGGGCUCCGAUCCACAGCAGGAAUCUUCCGAUGCACGAGUUCCUGCAAACAGGGGCUUAGAAUCAAGAAGAAACGAGAGGUGGAAGCCGGCAGAACGGAUAACGUUCAUGGCAGCUUGUGAAACUGCCAUUGCUGAAGGCCAUCGCCAUGGCAGGUGUUUCACGAAACAAGGCUGGGAGCGUGUGGUUGCAUUAUUCAAUUCGUCAUCCGGCCACAAUUGGACAAAACAACAACUCCGCAACCACUGGGAUACAAUGCGUCAUGACCAUAAUCGCCUUCGUGAACUCUUAUCCUACAGCGGGGUCGAGUACGAUUUGCCAACGGAUCACAUUGUAGCAUCCGAGGAGUGGUGGACGCGAAAAAUCAGGGUAAGGCGCCGGUUUUAA
Olea europaea var. sylvestris is the source of this 420-nucleotide messenger RNA. RefSeq names its product L10-interacting MYB domain-containing protein-like. Bases 1 to 420 code for a protein of 139 amino acids. Lineage: Eukaryota; Viridiplantae; Streptophyta; Magnoliopsida; Lamiales; Oleaceae. The transcript is spliced from 2 exons. The record is from RefSeq and is a predicted model, not a curated record.